AUGUCAGAAAAGAAGCAAGUUUCAGCUGCUGCCGACUUUGUUGCUGGCAACAUGAGCGGCAUGGCGCAAGUCAUUGUCGGACAACCGAUAGACACAAUCAAAGUAAGACUGCAACUGGAUCAUACACGAUUUAAUGGUGCCUGGGAUUGCGCUGCACAAACUAUCAGAAAAGAAGGUUUCUUUGCCCUGUAUAAAGGCAUGGCAAGUCCCCUCGUGGGUAUUGGUGCAGUCAAUGCUGUGUUAUUUGCAGCCAACUCGUCUUUAAAAAAAGCCAUGCAAGCCUAUCCGGGGCAGACACUGACGAUCGGACAAAUCGCCUUGGCAGGUGCAGGAGCGGGCAUUGUGAAUUCGGCACUGGCAUCGCCGGUAGAGCUGUUGAAGAUCAAGUUACAGGCACAAUACAGCACAGAAGGAGCAACACAACAAUUCAAGGGUCCGAUUGACUGUGCCCGGCAACUGAUCCGGAACGACGGCUUUACUGCCUUGUUCCGAGGCAUGUAUGUCACCAUCCUGCGUGAAAUUCCAGCCUAUGCCGGCUUUUAUUCUGGAUACGAAAUCAUGAAGCGAUACUUGACCCAAGGUCAGGAAGGCGACGCGACGAUCUUGCAGUUGAUGGCGUCAGGCUCGGUGGGUGGCAUGUCGUAUUGGUUGGCAUCGUAUCCACUGGAUGUUGUCAAGUCGGUCGUACAGAAUCAAAAUGGGCCGUUGCCACGGGGCCUUUAUGUGACAAGGGUCAUGAAGGAGAUUGUUGCUAGGGAAGGUACCCGAGGUCUUUUCCGUGGACUUGCUCCUGCUGUCGUUCGAAGUAUUCCUGCCGCUGGCGCUACAUUCACAACAUACGAACUAUGCAUGCGUACAUUCAGCUCAUGGUCAUAA
Molecule: messenger RNA, 876 nt
Organism: Zychaea mexicana
Lineage: Eukaryota; Fungi; Mucoromycota; Mucoromycetes; Mucorales; Lichtheimiaceae
Product: mitochondrial carrier domain-containing protein
Exons: 4
Coding region: 1-876 (291 amino acids)
Biological process (GO): mitochondrial L-ornithine transmembrane transport
Molecular function (GO): L-ornithine transmembrane transporter activity
Source: RefSeq, a predicted model, not a curated record